Messenger RNA from Phytophthora nicotianae INRA-310, 789 nucleotides. RefSeq lists its product as hypothetical. Bases 1 to 789 code for a protein of 262 amino acids. Gene Ontology annotation, molecular function: peroxidase activity. The record is from RefSeq and is a predicted model, not a curated record. Lineage: Eukaryota; Oomycota; Peronosporomycetes; Peronosporales; Peronosporaceae. The transcript has a single exon.
AUGAAGACGUUGUCAGUUGCAUUGACGUGUGGAGCGCUUGCAGUAGCUCUCAACUCGUUCUUCUUGGUCGACCACUCUUCUCAACCAACAACUCCAUCACUCACUACUGGACAGCAUGGAUACUUUCGACCUCAUGAUGACCAGGUCUAUGGACUUCCAGGGAACAGCUCAUCCGCUUACUUCCGUAGCCCAUGCCCAGCUCUCAAUACUCUGGCAAACCAUGGCCACAUCCCCCGAGACGGGAAGAACCUGACCCCUGCAGUUUUGGGUGACGGGAUCAUGAAAGUCUACAACUUUGAUAAGAAAGUACUGGACGUUAUCUUCCUCGCUUUACCGUCAAAGUUCACGCUCGCCGACCUUGGAGGCCCCAACUUUAUCGACCAUGAUGCUUCGUUAGUUCACGAUGACUCGUUCUUCCAAGUGGAGCCGUUCAAAGUCAACAAGACUCUUGUGGGCGAGCUGUUAGCAAGUGCUGAGCAUAUUGGGGGACACAGUGGUCGGGUGCUUACCACGAACACAAUGGCUCGCUUCCGGCGUCGUCGAGAGAUCGAGUGUGCUCGGGACAACCCGAAGUUCAGUAUGAGUGCGUUGGCUAGCUUCGUGGCCAACGGUGAGGCCUCGUUCGUCUUGCAAGGCUUGGGCGACUACACUAUCUCGGUGGAACACGCUCAAUCUUUCUUGGUGGAUGAACGAAUCCCCACAGACUACCGUCCAUCCAAAACACCGAUAACCAUCACGAGUGUACUCCUCGCCAUUGCAGAGCUGAAAAUUCGAGCUUGGCUGGGCUAA